Messenger RNA from Gavialis gangeticus (Gharial), 1589 nucleotides. RefSeq names its product secernin 1 (gene SCRN1). NCBI's taxonomy places the organism in Eukaryota, Metazoa, Chordata, Crocodylia, Gavialidae. The transcript is spliced from 9 exons. The record is from RefSeq and is a predicted model, not a curated record. Gene Ontology annotation, biological process: proteolysis. Gene Ontology annotation, molecular function: dipeptidase activity; cysteine-type exopeptidase activity. Bases 36 to 1280 code for a protein of 414 amino acids.
GAAUAUUCCUCCUUGGAGGUGGUUCAUCAGCAUGGAUGGCUGCAGCUCCUCCCAGUUAUUGCUUUGUUGCAUUUCCCCCAUGCACUAAAGAUGGUCUUGUUGUCUUUGGAAAAAAUUCUACACGGCCUAGAGAUGAAGUACAGGAAGUAGUCUAUUUUGCUGCUGCUACUCAUGAUCCAGAAAGCAAGGUUGAGUGCACUUAUGUAGAGAUUGAUCAGGUGCCGAAGACCCAUGCUAUUGUGUUAAGUAGACCUGCAUGGCUUUGGGGAGCAGAAAUGGGAGCAAAUGAAUAUGGAGUCUGCAUUGCCAAUGAAGCCAUCAUAACCAAAGAGCCAGCUUCUGAAAUUGAAGCCCUGCUGGGAAUGGAUCUUGUCAGGCUUGGUCUAGAAAGAGGAGCAACAGCUAAAGAAGCUUUAGAUGUAAUAGUUUCAUUGUUGAGAGAGUAUGGACAAGGUGGAAAUUACUAUGAAGAUGGGAGCUUAUGCCAUGCUUUCCAGAGUGCAUUUCUGAUUGUGGACAGAAAAGAAGCCUGGAUACUAGAGACUGUUGGAAAAUAUUGGGCAGCAGAAAAAAUCACAGAGGGAGUGAAGUGUAUUUGUAAUCAACUUUCAUUAACCACAAGGAUUGAUGCUGAGCAUCCUGAACUUAGGAGUUACGCAGAGAGUCGAGGAUGGUGGAAUGGAGAUGCAGAAUUUGAUUUUGCCAAAGUGUUCUCUGUGGCAGAGGACCAUGUAAAAUGCUGCGCAGGCAAGGAGACCCUAGAUAACCAAGAUGGAGGUAUUGCUGCACAAACAAUGAUGGACAUUCUACGUGACAAAGCUCAUGGUGUCUGCGUGGACUCUGAAUCUUUCCUUACUACGGCUAGCAUGGUAUCUGUGUUAUCUCACAACCACAGUUCUCCCUGUAUUCACUUCUUCACAGGCACGCCAGACCCUUCAAGGUCCAUAUUUAAGCCUUUCAUUUUUGCUGAUGAUGUCAAACAAGUACCAAAGGUUCAGUCUCCGUCUCUUGGUGAUGAUGAUCCUGCAAAAAAGAUACCUCGAUUCCAGGAAAAACCUGACCGCAGGCAUGAAUUGUACAAGGCACAUGAAUGGGCCCGUUCUGUAAUUGAGACUGAUGAGGAUAAAGGAAAGAAGUUGAUGAGGAUCAUGCUGGACCUUGAAAAACAAGGCCUAGAAGCAAUGGAGGACAUCCUUUCCAGUACAGAGGUUCUGGAUCCCACUGAAGUGGCGGACCUCUUCUAUGACUGCGUUGAUACAGAAAUUAAGUUCUUUAAGUGAACCACAGUGGAUGCCGUUAGCAUUUUCACAAGAAGACUGUAAAGUUCUUCAAGCCUUGAAGAAUAAUCUCUACAUUGCUGAAUUUGCAGGAAAAACGCAACUUUCUAGAAAAUGUUCCUUGAUAGCUGUAUCCAGUUAAAUUGUUUUUCUUUGUCCAAACAAGUGGUGUUCCUAUUUCUGUGCGUGUAGUGAAAGGAGAUGGUCACUGAUUGGUCCAAUUACUGUGUGCAUGCUGGCUACUGUAGUACAGAAUGUUCCAAUAUGUAUGUUUGGGCAACAAAUUAAAGCAAGGAAUAACUUCAACCCAGA